Messenger RNA from Nasonia vitripennis (jewel wasp), 3681 nucleotides. It is a transcript of the gene Dl, whose product is annotated as embryonic polarity protein dorsal. Bases 538 to 2283 code for a protein of 581 amino acids. Gene Ontology annotation, molecular function: DNA-binding transcription factor activity; DNA binding. The transcript is spliced from 12 exons. Gene Ontology annotation, biological process: innate immune response; canonical NF-kappaB signal transduction; non-canonical NF-kappaB signal transduction. Gene Ontology annotation, cellular component: cytoplasm; nucleus. NCBI's taxonomy places the organism in Eukaryota, Metazoa, Arthropoda, Insecta, Hymenoptera, Pteromalidae. The record is from RefSeq and is a predicted model, not a curated record.
GCGCUCGGUUCAGUCGGUUCAGUCAUCAGUGUGCCGUGAAAGCAGCCGGGCUACGGAUCUGGCUCUUGUGCGACUAUUCGAGCGUACGCAUAAAUACACGUACCUAUUCUACACUCUUUAUAUCUUCGGCGUACAUAUACACACAGAGCGAUAGAGACAGAUAGCUGUGAGCACCAAGUAGUAACAGCAGUGGCGCGUGCGGGUGUACUACUGUAGUAUAAGCCGACUUUUUGCACUGGUGCGCGCGUCGUCCACGUCGACGGAGAAAGUCACGGCACCGGAAGUACGUCGCCUCCUUCUUCUUCGUCUACCUCGCGCCGCUUGUCAGAGCGACGCAGUUUUUCCAUCGCGGCGCUACUGCUGCUGCUUCUAGUCUGUGCUUUUUGUGCGUGCCUCGUUUUCCGAGGGAUAAAGUGGCAACAUUGCCUUCCCGCGCUUGGACUGUCCGGCUGUAUUGAUGGAGAGAAGCUCCGCUUGACGGGACGUGACUGAUGCCAUGAUAAACCUCAGCGCCGGCAUCAGCAGCAAGUGAGAAGCAUGGAUCGCUUUCCCACCAUGAGUGAUGGAAACAUUAAUAUAAGCGAUGUCUUGGACGCGAUCGAGACGGCAGACCCGAGUUUCGGGGAGAGAAAUCGCGGAGACAUCGAGAUGAUGCAGACAACGGGACGAAGCCGUAUGGACACGCGCUCGAGGACUGGACCUUACGUCGAGAUCGUCGAGCAACCGGCCAGUAAGGCCCUGAGAUUCAGAUACGAGUGCGAGGGCAGAUCAGCCGGUAGCAUACCCGGCGUCAGCAGCACACCGGAGAACAAGACUUUUCCCACAAUUCGCAUUGUGGGAUACAAAGGUCGAGCUAUCGUGGUGGUGUCGUGCGUGACGAAAGACUUGCCCUACCGGCCACAUCCGCACAACCUCGUGGGUAAGGAGGUCUGCAGACGGGGUGUUUGCACGGUUGAAGUUCCCUCGGAAAACAUGACCGUUUCCUUCGACAAGCUCGGCAUACAGUGCGUCAAGAGGAAAGACAUCGAGGAGGCCCUCAGGCUCAGGGAGGAGAACAGAGUCGACCCUUUCCGAACUGGUUUUGAUCACAAGCGCCAGCCGACGAGCAUCGAUCUCAAUGCCGUGAGACUGUGUUUCCAAGUAUUCGUCGAGGGACAGGAGAAAGGAAAGUUCACGGUGCCCCUGCAGCCCGUUGUCUCGGAACCUAUCUACGACAAAAAGGCAAUGUCCGACCUCGUGAUAUGCAAGCUCAGCCACUGUAGCGCUUCGGUGGCCGGCGGCACGGAGAUGGUGCUACUCUGCGAAAAAGUCGCCAAAGAGGACAUCGAGGUGAGAUUCUUCGAGGAGCGAGAUGGACAAACAUGCUGGGAAGGAAAAGGCGAUUUCCAGCCUACACACGUCCACAAACAGGUGGCCAUAUCUUUCCGAACGCCGAGCUACAUGACGCAUCAGGUGGACCAGCCGGUGCAAGCGUUCAUCCAGUUGCGGCGACCAUCAGACGGUGCUGUGAGCGAGGCGCUACCCUUCCAGCUGCUGCCCCUGGGAUUAGAUGAUCCCGAUUCGUUAAGGCGAAAGCGACAGAAAUUCAAUAACAGCCCGAAUGCGUAUGUGUUGAGGCACGUGCAAGCCGAGGCUGAAAAACAAGCGGGACUGCUGAAACAAAUGCCUCAAUUUAAUUACAACAUCCUCCAGCCAGUGAAAAUCGAGCCAGCAGACCGACUCUCUCCGUUUGGAGGACCUCAGAUGGCAACUUCGCCACCCAUGUUUCAAGGAACUGGACUACGGCCUAUCAACUCUCCAAGGCCCACGCCGUCCCCGAUGGAAUGUACAGCAAUGUACAACAUACCACCUCCUCAGCAAAAUCUGCGAUCUCAGCUGCAGCCGAUAAUGAUACAACAAGGAUCGCCCUCGCCACUGUUAAUUCAGGACCCAAUGGUUGCAAACAUAGCACCUGAGCCGCCGAAGAGCAACUUCCUACUCGGCGAUGCAAGUAUUAUAUCCGAUGCGAUCGGAAAUGCAAUAAACAUCGGCAACGUCAUGGAUGAUAACCAACCACAGCAAGAUUUUCCGGAUUUGAGCUUCUCGCAACUGGACAAUGUCGAUUUGAAUUCCCUGAAUAUUUCUGAUAUUGUAAAAGAGGCAGUAAACGGAACCGAGGCAGCGGGCAAUACUGUUGACGAGACAGGAAUGACUGACAGCUUUACCAAGCUGACAAGGAACACCAUUCAGGAGCUGUGCUCGCUGAACAACAUGUACAAGCCGACGAGAGACGACGUGAUUUGAAAAAUGCAAUGAAGACAAAAAGAUAAUUAACAAACGUUCCAAGUACAAUUGAAAUAGCUUUAAGAUCAAGAAUCGCGAAGAGAAAGAGUUUGGAAAAUAUUCCUCGUUCCCGGCUAUGUGUGUAAACAAAAUUAUCGUGUGCUCAGAACUAUGUGACGCCAAUUGUACUGCUGAAAUGAGAUUUCGGUUAUGGAUCGAAAGCCCUGUGAUGAAAGGAAAUUGAUGACAGUCGCGUUUGUGAAUUCGCCAAGAACGCAUUGCGUGCGGAGAGAAAGAUUGAGCAGUGCAUUUCGACUCUGCAAGUAAAAUAUUUCAAAAAAACGAAGCUUCGUGUAGAAUCGUUUCCUUUUAACUGAAUUGUUGUUCGAUAUUUGCUCGCCGUUUUUAUGAUCUGAGUGGUUCUAUCAUGAUGAAUUAAGCAAUCGCGUUUGCUUCUUACUCAAGCUCAAGUUUUAUGAUUUUAAUACUACGAUUUGUUGAAGCUUUUUAGUACCAGAACCUUGUGCCGAGGUUUUAUACGAGAAACAUAGUGUAGCAUGUAGAGCUUACAUGUUAUUGUCGUGUUUGUAUACACACGUUUGUGAUGUUUUAGACAUUUAUUACAAUAUUUUUACAUAACUUUUGUGACUUCACGUGCGCGUUUCUUGUCACCUUCGUCUUCCGAUUGCUGCAAUUUCUACAGUUUUGAGUCAAGUUGAAUAUACCUAAUAAAAAAAUACCGAUACGCAGUUUAUAGAUUUAUACGUACCAUGACCGAGUCCAGAAAUAUAUUAUAUAUACACUCUCAGGGCUCUGAAUAAUUAUUGUUGAAUUUGUGAUAUCAAUGUGUUAUCGAGCAAACAUAUAUAAUAUGUUUUACAGCAUUUUAUCGUUAAUUAUUGUUAGUAUCGAGUGUAUAUGCCUUCAGAAAAAGUACAACGCAUUUCUAAGAAACGAACUUUUCACAAAUUCUAAACACGUUUGAUACGCCAAAUAGCUCCUCAAUAGCACAGAUUAGAAAAAAGCCGUUUAUAUUUUCGAUACAGACAUUGAGAUUUAUAACGCAAAAGGAUUUUUAUACUAUAUAAUACUAUUACGAAUAAGAUGUAUAUUUUUUAUUUGUUCACGCGAUAAUAUUGGAGUACCGUAUAACACGAUACAAACGUGUGCACUGUAAUACUUGAAUUUAUCUAUGCGCAUAAAACGAUAUUUUUUUAUUCUUGCAAAAAAGUUAUUUUACGAAAAAAAAGACAAGAAAUAAAUUUUCGAGUGUUUUACGUACAUAGAAGAAGUAUAUAUAUAUAUCUAUAUAUAUGAGGUCGAAAUUUAUGUAAGAACAAAAAUAAAUAAGAUGAUUUUAAUCUGUAUGUUUUAAUUUAGUUAAGAAAUAAAAAAUUAAGUAUAUUAUUAAAUGAGAAA